AUGGCCCGGGAAACACUCAGGAAUGACUAUAUGUACCCCAUAGACAGUGGAAACAUUAAACCAACCACUGCUCUGGUACAGUCCAUCUCAGAGGGGACUAGUUGGCAACGCACGAUCGACAGAUUGGCCGAAGAUAUGAAAGAAAUGAGAACGGAUGUUCGAAAGCUCUCGGAGGAAAAUGAGAGACUCAGACAGGGUGCUCGAGAUGGCUCCUCUACCACGCAUCAACGUUGUCAAUGUCGGUGUGGGGCUAGAGGCUGCCAGUCCCUGCGUUCCUGGAGUGAGCCAAGAGGGCGGUCACCUGAGGCCGGUUGGCAGCAGCGGCGUGGGGAGAAGUAUUCCGGUCCAGAGCGGCGCUCGCCGUCACCCUACAAUCGCCGUUCAUCAUCGCCGUACAAUUCCCGCUCUGACUCUCCAGGGAGGCAGAACCUGAAGCCCACCGGGGACGUCGUCUUCAACGCCCCGGAGCAACGUCGUGGAGUGCGGUUCCUUUCCCCAGACAACCACCAACAGGGAAACGGGAUGUAG
Knipowitschia caucasica is the source of this 528-nucleotide messenger RNA. Lineage: Eukaryota; Metazoa; Chordata; Actinopteri; Gobiiformes; Gobiidae. The record is from the annotation of a GenBank genome assembly.